Acanthoscelides obtectus is the source of this 954-nucleotide messenger RNA. NCBI's taxonomy places the organism in Eukaryota, Metazoa, Arthropoda, Insecta, Coleoptera, Chrysomelidae. The record is from the annotation of a GenBank genome assembly.
AUGAAAUUACUAGAGGUACUUGGAGGAAUGAAGUGCGGGAAAAAAGAGGUAGCUCAGAAAUGGAUCAUAAAAAUUAUGCUUUUCAAACAGAAACGAUAUUCAUCUGAACUUGUUUUAGGAGACAGUAAAAUACUGAACCUAGAGCAGCUCUAUUUAAAAUCACUUAUAAGAUUUAUGAUGAAAUAUGAUUUCUACAAAGAAUACUUACAGCAUGGCCAAAAUACAAGAAGUGCUGCUCAUGCAAAAGUAAAAUUGCAAAACCCUAGACACACAGCUUGCCAGAGUCACGUUUACUGUAUAGGUCCAAAAGUUUAUAAUGAUGUGCCAAAUAGUAUUAAGAGAUUGAGAUAUUCUACUGUUAAAAAGGAAUUAACAAGAUGGAUUAUUAUGUUAUCAACUUUAAGCAAUGCUUAUAAGUAUCAACUCACCCAAAACCCUCUGUGCCCUAUUGAACCCGAACAAGGCCGCAAUCCUAUUCAAGAGCGCAAACCAAAAGCCAACAGUACAAUACCCCACCAAAGUGGUGAGCAACCCCUCAAAGUGACUAGCCGAGGCCGCCUCCUUCAUGUUGAGCAGCGACAGUGUCAUCAGCCCCAUAUGGUAUGGACUGUAGGCGAAGAUGAAGAUGAAGAGGGUGUUCAACGAGAUGAUCCAGAAAACGUGUUCCAGGAACAUGAGGGAACCAUCAAGGCCCAGAAGGCGUUCCCAGGUGAUCUCCUCGGCGGCUCGAUCCCAUUCCAUAGGGAUCCAGUUGUUGUCUUCGCCGAUGUUGCCGUCUGCGUCGUCGGAAGUUUCAAAAUUCAAAUAUUUAGAAAAAAUGGUCAAAAAGAGGAUAUGAAUGUGUUUUGUACCCAGAUUAAUAGGAGGCCUGAAAAGGACCACAUCUCUGACACAGCCACAGAAAAACGUUUUGGGUACGAUGUAGACAGUAUUUGGCUUUCCAGCAACGUGUGA